AUGCCUCCCUCGACUCGGAUCGGGUCGAAGCUCGAGUUUGUCAGCGUGAGCCACCCAGAUGAGGUCAAAAACCAGCACAACAAGCGCAAAAUUCAUCAGCAUGUGAUGAAAGAUAUAGGAUUAUCAAGAAGGAAGAGCACGCUGAGAAGGAAGUUAAGGAACAAGCCAGACAUUUCAAAGAAUUUGGCACUUCAUGAAACCCAUGCGGCAUACACACUCUUCCAACCAGAUAAUUAUUGGCACGAUGCGAUAACCCAGUCAUCAAUGCAGCUUCUUGAGCCAGGCGCAGAUCGGACACUCUACUCCAGGACUGACACUAGAGCUAAAAUGAUGGAAGCCUUUCUGCUUCGGCCAAAGUCGUCCAUAUGCGACAAGGUCAGAGAGAUGUGUUUUGCUAUCGGCCUUGUCGACCAGGCUACUCUGAAUCUUGCACUUGCGGAGACCGCCCUGUAUAGCAAUGAAUAUACAGGUGAUAUGCAUUCUGGGCGAGAAGAUUCAAUUGCGCUGAAGCACUACAAUCUCAGUCUACGUUUCACGAGCCAAAAGAUCCAAACUUCGAAUAGCGUGCCUUCUGAUGAAACUUUGAUCACUGUUAUAGGUCUUGCCAACUACGAUGUAAAGUCGAACGAUACAGCACCCACCUGGCAGGCUUAG
Fusarium tjaetaba is the source of this 654-nucleotide messenger RNA. RefSeq lists its product as uncharacterized. The record is from RefSeq and is a predicted model, not a curated record. Bases 1 to 654 code for a protein of 217 amino acids. NCBI's taxonomy places the organism in Eukaryota, Fungi, Ascomycota, Sordariomycetes, Hypocreales, Nectriaceae. The transcript is spliced from 3 exons.